Rana temporaria (common frog) is the source of this 1195-nucleotide messenger RNA. RefSeq names its product peptidylprolyl isomerase H (gene PPIH). Bases 62 to 595 code for a protein of 177 amino acids. The transcript has 10 exons. NCBI's taxonomy places the organism in Eukaryota, Metazoa, Chordata, Amphibia, Anura, Ranidae. Gene Ontology annotation, cellular component: intracellular membrane-bounded organelle. Gene Ontology annotation, biological process: protein peptidyl-prolyl isomerization; protein folding. The record is from RefSeq and is a predicted model, not a curated record. Gene Ontology annotation, molecular function: peptidyl-prolyl cis-trans isomerase activity.
GUUUCCCCCCCAGGAAGUGACGUUUACAGCGUGCGUUCCUUCCUCUCUGCCAGCGACAGAAAUGGCGGUCCCGGCUUCUAACUCCAACAACCCUAUCGUCUUCUUCGAUAUCAGUAUCGGGGGGCAGGAAGUUGGACGAAUGAAGAUUGAGCUUUUUGCAGAUGUCAUUCCCAAAACAGCUGAAAAUUUCAGGCAGUUUUGCACCGGGGAGUUCAGAAAAGAUGGCGUUCCAAUAGGAUACAAAGGAAGCACUUUCCACAGGGUAAUAAAAGACUUCAUGAUACAAGGAGGAGACUUCGUCAAUGGCGACGGCACCGGAGUGGCUAGUAUAUACAGAGGACCGUUUGCAGAUGAGAACUUUAAACAAAAACAUUCGGCUCCUGGCCUGCUGUCCAUGGCCAACAGCGGCCCCGGAACAAACGGCUGCCAAUUUUUUAUCACUUGCUCCAAGUGCGAUUGGCUGGAUGGAAAACAUGUGGUUUUUGGUAAAGUUAUUGACGGACUUCUUGUAAUGAGGAAAAUUGAGAAUGUACCAACCGGCCCCAACAAUAAACCCAAGCUGCCAGUGGUUAUCGCCCAGUGUGGAGAGAUGUAAUUACAGAUGUCCUUCACCAGGAUUUCCACAUAGCACCUUUGCAGGAAGAUGGAGAGGGCUGGUGUACCUUCACAUGUAUGAUGCAGAUGUACAUAAUGGGCUCCUGUUUUCUGCAGAGACGUUGUAAAUUGGACUACAGAAUAAGGAGCAGGACCAGCGGACUGUUUGAAAUGAGCGUUUCAAGGUAAGGAAACCUGUAUUGAGAGAAUAACUCUGGCUGCCCUCUGAAAAUGCUAGGUGCCUGGCAAGUCUCAAUAUCUUCUGCUAUAAAAGCAAAAAAGAAUGUGCAGACUAAGACACAGCUUUAAAAAGGCAAAAGUCCAGAAGCUGUUUGUGUUUUGAUGCCUUCUAAGUAGCUGACCAGGAUAAACAUGCAGCCUGUAAAAUCAGAAUUUUGACUCUGACAGAACUCAGAUCUAUCAUUCAUGAUCAGUGACUCAGAAAGCAGUGAGAACAGCCAGACAUCUAGCAUUUUCAGAAGCAGCAUUCAGCAUUGUUGGCCUGCCAAAGUUUCUCAGUGCAGGUUUCCUCUCCUGACAAAUGGAAUUUUCUUGACACCAUGUGACGCUUCUUUUUUUUCUUUUCUUUUUUUUUUUUUUU